Messenger RNA from Haliotis rubra (blacklip abalone), 1501 nucleotides. Its product is annotated as general transcription factor 3C polypeptide 6-like. Gene Ontology annotation, cellular component: transcription factor TFIIIC complex. Gene Ontology annotation, biological process: transcription by RNA polymerase III. The record is from RefSeq and is a predicted model, not a curated record. Bases 16 to 432 code for a protein of 138 amino acids. The transcript is spliced from 5 exons. NCBI's taxonomy places the organism in Eukaryota, Metazoa, Mollusca, Gastropoda, Lepetellida, Haliotidae.
AAUUGCAGAACAGGGAUGGAGGAAGAUUUCAUUAGUGAUGACAGUGCUGACUUCUUACCUACACUGGUUGUGGCUGAGUUGUCUGGACUGAUCGACAGUGAAACCCUGAAGAAAGACAAUCUGAAAUGUGAAGUGUUGGGUAUAGACACUGAUCGGCCUGUUCUUCAAAUUGAAAACUAUGUCUUCGCUGGGGAAUAUGAAGAUGCAAUUGGAACAGCCAUGAUAUUUAAAGGAAUACCUGCUGACCCCUCAGCACCUGACUCCGAUUUGAAGGACCUGGAGUACGUCUGCUCCACUCGCAAGAAGCUGGUGAUGAAGAGGGCAUUCCUCCAGAGCAAGAACAUUGCAGAGACUCACAGGCAGAGCAUUCCGGAUGAAGAUGAAGUUGACACAGAUGGGGGGAGUGGAAGAUGUAGAUGGCAUGGAGCCUGAAACAGAUCCUGCUGAUAACACAGACACCCCUGUUGCCUCUACAUCUGGUGUUCAAGUAACACAGGCUUCAUCCGGUUCCUGACACACUGACACACGAGUUUCUGAACUUCACAUAUCUCAAUCUUAUCAUGCAGCCUCCAUCUCCAUCUGGCUAUUAUAACAAGGACAACGUCUGAGGAUGCUGAAUCUAUGUCUCAGGUUGAAAUAAUUCAUUUCCUUGAUGAACCUUCACAAGACAUGGCAUGGAAGCAGCAGUGAGACCUACACAAAGCUGUGUGAGUGAGACCUGCCCAAAGCUGUGUGAGUGAGAACGGCAUGAAUCUGUGUGCGUGAGAACGACAUAAAUCUGUGUGCGCAAGACCUUCCCAAAGCUGUAAGAGUGAGACAUGCCCAAAGCUGUGAGAGUGAGACCUGCCCAAAGCUGUGUGAAUGAGAAUUUGACAAAUCUGUGUACCGGUAAUCCUGUCAAUGAUUGAUGCUUUUUUUGAUACAAGACUGUUUUUCAAUUAUGUCACACAGUGAACAGUUUCAGUUGUACCUGUCUAUGUUUGAAAUCAUGUGUGAUGGUGAAGCAGGACGACCUCUUUUAAGAUCUUGUCAAAAUUUCAGUGAAACUGGAAUGUGUUUAUGUUGACUGAGGGGUGGUGGGGUAGCCUAGUGGUUAAGGCGCUCGCUACGUCAAGCUGAAGACCCAGGUUCGAUUCCCAACAUGGGCACAAUGAGUGAAUCCCAUUUCUGGUGUUCCCUGCCCUGAUAUUGCUGGAAUAUUGCUAAAAGCGGGGUACAAACAAAACUCACUCAUUAUAUUGACUGGCCUUUGUACAGCUGUACAGGUAUUGUGGUCAGGACCAUUUAAGCGGUUGUUGCAUACUGACUGAAACCCAAAAGAUGUUUGAGAGAUCCAUAUACUUGGUGUUAACAAGACUUGUGAUCAACAAUAUAUGCUUAUAUGAAUGGACAUUAAUGUGACCAAAACAUUGUAAUCGAAGCCCAUCAUGGGGAUGUCUGUUUGUCUGUGUAAUUGGUCAUGUACACAUAGUGGCAUCUAAAAUACACAUUACUACGAAAA